Telopea speciosissima is the source of this 1786-nucleotide messenger RNA. RefSeq lists its product as uncharacterized. NCBI's taxonomy places the organism in Eukaryota, Viridiplantae, Streptophyta, Magnoliopsida, Proteales, Proteaceae. The record is from RefSeq and is a predicted model, not a curated record. The coding region runs from base 81 to 1676 and encodes 531 amino acids. The transcript is spliced from 3 exons.
UUUAUAGCCAAACUUUUAUUUUCUCUCCCGCGAUCUCUCUCUCGCUCGCUGGCUCAGGGGUCAGAAAAAUCGAAAUCGAAAUGUCAUGGUUGGCGAGAUCUUUCGUGAACUCACUGAAAGUCGACGAUCAUAGUGACGAUGACAAAAACGGCGUCGAGGGUAGGAAAAGUGAUUCACCACCGAAUCCAAAACAGGGAGCAGGAGAAGGGGAAGAAGUAGAAGAAUAUGACGAGCAGCAAUACCACCAGGCCCAACUCGACUCGUCAGAAGGUCAGGGAAGAGGCGUCAAGGAUGACAUCUCGGAGCUUACCAAAACCCUAACUCGCCAGCUAUGGGGCGUGGCCUCAUUCCUCGCUCCCCCACCUUCGUCGGAUCUCUCACCACGUUCUCCUUCAUCUCGGCCACGUCAAGUGUCGUCGGCCGACGCCACGAUCUCCGACUGGAAUCGCUGGGGAUCAUCGGAUCAGUCCAUCUCGGCUGAAGAUUCCGAUAUGGAGAAUCCAGAUGCGGCCAGGAUUGCAGGACUACGCAGCGAUUUUGCCGAAAUCGGGGGAAAGUUCAGGACCGGAAUCACUAAAUUGUCCAGUAAUAAGGCAGUUUCUGAGAUUUCGAAGAUCGCUUCUACCUUCCUCCCUCCGUUUGGAUUGGAGGAUGAAUCCGGAUCAGACGAAAAGCGUCUGUCAGGUGGUGCUGUUGGUGUUACCGAAGAGGUGUUGACUUUCGCUAGGAAUAUCGCCAUGCAUCCGGAGACGUGGUUGGAUUUCCCUCUAGCUGACGAUGAAGAUGCAGAUGAUUAUGAUAUGUCUGAUGCACAACAGGAGCAUGCUUUGGCAGUUGAGCGUCUUGUUCCUAGAUUAGCAGCUCUAAGGAUUGAACUCUGCCCAGGUUAUAUGAGUGAGGGAUGCUUUUGGAAGAUUUAUUUUGUUCUUCUGCAUUCCAGACUCAGUAAACAUGAUGCUGAACUUUUGUCAUCACCACAGAUUGUAGAAGCCAGAGCUAUGUGGAUGCAGGAGUUGCAGAACCGGACAAAGCCUGAACCGAACUGGUCCGGAAGAGGUACAUCUUAUAUAAGAGACACAACUAAUUCACUGCACAAAGACCGUCAACCUGCAUCACCUAAUACUUUCUCUGAAAAUCAACCAGUCCAAACGUUUGCUUUUGAACACACGGCUGUGCCAGUGACAGAGUUUGAGACUGAGAAGCGCCCUGUCGUAAGCACUGAGAUGCGGAUCAUUGAUAAGUCCGUUGAUGAAGAAGUGCCAGCAGUCCAGACUAAGAAUAAGGAUUUAGUGGUUACUACUAAGAUAUUGGAUCAGAAGUUCGAAGAGGAUGGAGAUGAGUGGUUGGAGGAAGAGAAUUCAGAAUUAGGUGGCUUCAGUGGAACCACCUUUCCUCUGGGGCAUGAGGAGGAUGUAUCAUUCAGUGAUCUUGAGGAGGAGGAGGAUGGUGUACCCACAGGUUCAGAAACAGUCUCAUGUGUCCCCAAGUCGUCAGCAAAAGAUUCACAAGGUUGGGUCCAGCUUAGCAGAAGUUCCCCUGAAUCAUCAGCAAAGGAAGGCCAAUCCCUUGAUAAGGAGCUUGGAUCUGAGCAGUUAUGUGCUAAUACUAAUCCGGAAACCAAGGACUCUCGAGUCUCUAGUGACUGGCUCAAUGUUGAUAAGGUUGAUGUGGUGUAAGAGGCAGAAAUCCUAUUGGGAUUAUGGGUUAAAGGUGUGAUUCCUGUUGUUUACUGCAUCAACGUUUGAAUGGUUCCCAUCAUCUGGUGUUAAGUUGUUUUGUACAUAAA